This is a messenger RNA of Haliotis rufescens (red abalone), 1999 nucleotides long. RefSeq names its product chitinase domain-containing protein 1-like. The coding region runs from base 178 to 1341 and encodes 387 amino acids. Gene Ontology annotation, molecular function: chitin binding; oligosaccharide binding. The transcript is spliced from 11 exons. Gene Ontology annotation, biological process: carbohydrate metabolic process. The record is from RefSeq and is a predicted model, not a curated record. Gene Ontology annotation, cellular component: extracellular region. NCBI's taxonomy places the organism in Eukaryota, Metazoa, Mollusca, Gastropoda, Lepetellida, Haliotidae.
GUUUAUUUAUGAGAGUAACACCCCUUGACUGCACGUGGACUUUGUUGAUAUGUCGACGGAAUAAAACUAUUUAUUUUUUAUAAGUGAUACACCAAACGUGAUUAUUCUGUUAUCAGCUGGUUGCACAUUAAUGUUAGUAAGACGGACACAGUGGGAUAUACGUGUUCAGAUGAAACGAUGAGAAUGGUCUCUUGUCACUUGUUUGUUCUGUGUGUUUUAACGUGUUUACACGUGUCAUCGGCCACCCUCUCUAAGAGUGAUAAGUCAAAGAAGAACAAAGAUGGCAAAAAGAGUAAAGUGAAGAGCGUGUUUGAGAGGGGCUUGGUGAAAAAAGAUAUCACCAUCAAGGAUAUCCUCAAAGAGCAUGCUGUGUAUAGUCUGUCACAAGUGGAUAACAAGGCAUUUGGAGGAGAAACACUAGCUUACGUAACACCAUGGAACAGCCAUGGUUAUGAUAUAGCAAAGAUAUUCGGCAACAAGUUCGACUAUGUGUCUCCAGUCUGGCUGCAGAUCAAGCGUAAACCAGGGGGGGCGUUCUUCAUGCAGGGCGGCCAUGACAUCGAUAAAGGAUGGGUGACUAAUGUGAUUAAAGAAAGAAACACAAAAAUGGUGCCUCGUGUGUUGUUUGAUGGGUGGAACUACAGUGAUUACAAGGCAGUGUUUGCUAGUGAGGAUCUCAUAGAGGAUUGUAUCAACACUAUUCUCAAGUUCCUUAAGAAACAAGGGAUGCCCGGUAUCGUGGUUGAAAUCUGGUCUCAACUCGGAGGACAUAUGAGGGAAGAGCUGGUGCACUUCCUCACACACAUGGGAGAGAUGUUCCGAGCAGACAACAAGCUCUUCAUCCUCGUCAUCCCUCCACCCCUGUAUGGGAAAGACAGGCCGGGGCUGAUUUCCAGGAAGGAGUUUGAAGCUCUGGCCCCAUAUGUUGACAGGUUCAGUCUCAUGACCUACGACUUCUCCAACCCUCAGAGGCCAGGACCAAACAGCCCCCUGGUGUGGGUGAGAGAGUGUGUGGAGACAUUAUCUCCCCCUGAUUCAGCCCAGUACAGAGAUAAGAUCCUACUGGGACUGAACUUCUAUGGCAAUCACUAUGGCCCAGGAGUUGGGGAACCAGUUUUAGGAAACAAAUAUAUUGAAAUUCUUAAAACCAAGCCAAAGAUUUCAUGGAGAGAAGAUAUCGCAGAACACAUUGUUGAAUUCAGCAGUACCGGACAGCACGUGGUGUUCUUCCCCACACCACACUCCAUCCAGUUGAGGCUCGACCUGGCCAAACAGCUUGGGACCGGCAUCUCUAUAUGGGAAGUGGGGCAGGGACUGGACUUCUUCUAUGACUUGUUGUGAUGGACGAGGCUCAGCUUUACAUGUAGGUGGACACUGGGAGCGUGCUGUGGGGCAAGGACUGGACUUCUUCUAUGACUUGUUGUGAUGGACGAGGCUCAGCUUUACAUGUAGGUGGACACUGGGAGCGUGCUGUGGGGCAAGGACUGGACUUCUUCUAUGACUUGUUGUGAUGGACGAGGCUCAGCUUUACAUGUAGGUGGACACCGGGAGCGUGCUGUGGGUCAAGGACUGGACUUCUUCUAUGACUUGUUGUGAUGGAUGAGGCUCAACCCUGCCUUGCAGUUGGACACCGGGACCUCAUGAUAAGCUUGAACUAUUGGUCUGUUUGUAGUCACCAAAUGGUAGCUUUGUUUGAAGCAUACAAAUAGAAACAUAAUCAUAAAUAUUGUACACUUGUACAAUCCCGACUAUAUCACAGCCAUAUGUUUAUGAAUCACUACGCAAAUAGUGAUGAUACCAGGUGUUUCUCAAAAGGUGAGCAUAUCCUGCCCCACCUGUGGCACCCAUCACAAACACAUGCAGUGCCAAGUCAUUUGCUCACCUGAAAGAACACAGGAACAUCUGGUACAAGUCAAAAUGGAGAAUUGCAUCAGACAUCAGUUUGUCACUGAUGUGUCAUAUUUGGAAAUGUCAUCAACAUGACUAUAAUAAAUCGUUU